Scheffersomyces stipitis CBS 6054 is the source of this 4224-nucleotide messenger RNA. RefSeq names its product Tsm1p (gene TSM1). Gene Ontology annotation, biological process: transcription initiation at RNA polymerase II promoter. The record is from RefSeq and is a predicted model, not a curated record. NCBI's taxonomy places the organism in Eukaryota, Fungi, Ascomycota, Pichiomycetes, Serinales, Debaryomycetaceae. Gene Ontology annotation, molecular function: transcription cis-regulatory region binding; chromatin binding; RNA polymerase II general transcription initiation factor activity. Gene Ontology annotation, cellular component: transcription factor TFIID complex. The transcript is spliced from 2 exons. The annotation marks the transcript as partial.
AUGAGAAAUAUUCUGAGCCAACCGUUCAAAGUAAGCCAUCAGAGAGUUAACAUUGAUGUAGAUAUGCUGCGGAAUCGUAUUGAUGGUUUCACGGAAUUAACUCUAGUUCCAUUUACCAACACUUUAAAAGUAGUGAGAUUAGAUUGUAGAGAAAUGAAGAUCACCAGAGUCACCAUCAACAACAUGAAGCCAUGCAAUUACAUACAUAACGACAUUUUGUACAUCAAUGAUGGCAAGUACUUCGACGAAGAAAUCGUACUGGCCUAUGAUGUCAACUUGUUUGACUUGUAUUCAGAUGAAGUGUCUAUUCAUCAACAUCAUAUGAUCAAGCACAAGCUAGGGUAUAUCUUUGGGGAGAGCAAUUACGAUCCCAGAGAUCCCCAUGCCGAUGUAUUCUCAACUAUUGUCAAUACUGAGGAGCUUUCAGUGAUGCUUCCUGAUAAUUUGCGACUUGAAUUGACGGACAUCAACUCGAUCCAUACUCCUGGGAGCCAACCGGGAACACUUACUCCUUUGCAUUUGAAACUGAAAGCCACAAACAGCGACAUUUAUACACCUAUACAGCUUCGGAUCGAGUACGAGCUUGUGAAUCCCAAGAAUGGAGUCAACUUUGUCUCUGAUAGUAUAGAGAAGCGUAACUGGCACUCGUACACAACUAAUAACACGUACAAUCUUUCGACUUCGUCAUGGGUUCCUUGCAUAGACAAUUUAUGGGACAGAAGUACGUGGUCUCUUGAAGUAAUCAUCCCCAGAACAGUGCGAGAUAUAGGGAAUCCUCGUAUCAUAGGCUCAGAAGAAGCUAUGCGAGGGUCGCGCAACCAGAAGAAGAAACGUAGACUAAAUAGAAACGAUGAUUCAGACAUCGAGGACGAUGAAGACAACGAAGAUGAUGAUAACGAAAACCAUGAUCUAGUGGUUUGCUCAGGAGAUUUCAACAAUGUUAAGGAAACACCGCAUUCGAUCGAUUUGUCAAAGAAAGUAGUCUCAUGGUCCAUCUUUAAUCCUGUUUGUGCACAUCAUGUAGGCUGGGCUCUCGGAUGUUUUGAGAACUUUGUCAUUUCCGAGUCGACAGAGUCAAGAGAAGUAGACGACGAGAUCAAAGAGAACUUUGAAGAUAUAGACAAGGAUGGAACCAGUUCUCCUAUAACCAUUUACUGCCUUCCCGGUCAGAUUGAACAGGCUAGAAACACUUGUAUUUUCACUAUGAGAGCUAUGGACUUUUUUCUGAAGGAAUUUGGUUCUUUCCCGUUUAGUUCCUACGGAAUAGUUUUUGUUCAGGACAGUGUAGUCGACACCAACAACUUUGCUGGUUUAUCGAUAUUUUCAGAUUCCAUUUUGUAUCCUUCUGAUAUCAUAGAGCCCAUGUUUACCAGCACGGAGGUGAUUCUUGAAGCCAUUUCCAGUCAGUGGUCGGGAAUCAGCAUCACUCCUCAAACAGUUAACGACAUCUGGUGCACCAUAGGUAUAGCAAAGUUCAUGGUCUUUCAGUACUUGAAGGAUUUGAUGGGAACCAACGAAUACAGAUUCAAGAUCAAGAAGAUGAUGAAUAGAAUUGUUGAAGAAGAUAGAGGAAAGAAACCAUUGGGAUACCAUUAUUUCAGAUUUCCUGUCUCUGACUCAGAUUUAGACUUCAUCAAGUUAAAGGCUCCGAUUGUGUUGUUCAUUUUGGAUAAGCGUAUGACCAAGACCGACAAAUCAUUUGGUUUAUCAAGAGUGUUGCCCAAGUUGUUUCUUCAGGCGAUGUCUGGAGAUCUUCAGAACGGUACCCUUUCUACGCAGCAUUUUCAGUAUGUUUGUGAGAAAGUCAAUAGAAACAAACUAGAAAACUUCUUUAAGCAAUGGGUCUAUGGAGUCGGAGCUCCAAUUUUUAAUAUCACGCAAAGAUUUAACAAGAAGCGUGGAGUAAUCGAAAUGAGCAUUCGUCAAAUUCAACAUCAAGUUACUAGGAAAAGUGGAACAAACGCUGAAUCGUUUAUAAACGAUUCCAUAGCAUAUUUGGAAGACGAGCCUACUUUUCCAGUUCAGUCUAUUUUCACUGGACCUAUGACUAUCAGAGUGCAUGAAGCUGAUGGGACUCCUUAUGAGCAUAUAGUAGAUUUAAAAGAGGGAAACACAAAGCUUGAUGUUCAAUACAAUUCAAAAUUUAGACGUAUGAAGAAGAAUCGUGAUGAAACAAGUGAAAAUGCAGUGACUUUCAGCAGACUUGGAGAUGUUUUAGAAUCAGAAAAGGAGAUGGAAGAAUGGAACUUGGCUGACUGGGCAAAAGUGGAUGAUGAUCCUAUGAAUAUAGAAGCGUUUGAGUGGAUCAGAGUGGAUGUAGAUUUCGAGUGGAUUGCGAGAUUUGAUGUCAAACAACCUGACUACAUGUUUGGUUCACAAUUACAACAUGACAGAGACGUUGAAGCCCAAUUUGACGCCGUCCGCUACUUGGGAAACAUAGAAAAACCUUCUACGAUCCACUGCACUGCACUAACUCGUACGGUAGUUGAUGAAAGGUAUUACUAUGGGGUAAGGAUUGCUGCUGCUGAGGCAUUGGCAAACUUCUCCAAUUCUGUGACAAACUUCAUUGGUGUUCCUUACUUGGUCAAAAUUUAUAGAGAGCUCUACUGUUUUCCAGGCAGUUCCAUUCCUUUGAGUAAUGAUUUCAACGACUUUGGUAGAUUCUUUUUACAGAAAGAAAUCCCUAAGCAAUUGUGUAAAAUUAGAGAUAGUGAUGAUGAGGUUCCCGUUGUCAUCAGAAAUUUGAUACUCAAUUUGAUCAAAUUCAAUGACAAUACCAACAACAAUUUCCAGGACAGUUUCUACAUAUCAGAAUUGGUUCAAUCAUUGACAACUUGUGCUGUUAAUUCCAGUUUUCCCAAUUCGCCGAAGGAUAUAUUUCCAAAGUCGCAUCCUCACGGGAGCCUGGAGAAGAAGAAGUUUGUUGCCAAUGUGAUUACUGAAAUCAAUAGACUUCAGAAGUUAGACGAAUGGAUACCUUCGUAUCAUAAUGUAGUUUCGGUGACUUGUUUGACUCAGAAAAUUCGUUUGGCAUUACAUGGGCAUUUAGAUCUUUCGUUCGAAGACUUGUUAUACUUCACUGUUGAAAAGUUUCCAAUUCAGAUAAGAGUGGAAGCUUUCCGUGGUCUUUUUGUGCUUGGUGGUUUGAAGAAUAGACAUAUCUUGAACUAUUUCUUGAAGGCAUGCCUCUUGGAUGUUCGAUCAGCUGCUUACAGAGAGCUACUCAUUUCGGCUCUAAUUGAUUCGAUAUGUGUCGCUGCUGUCAGUGGCACUCCUUCUACGUUAGACGAUCCCGAGUUCAAGCCAUUUGAAAAAUUAAGCGAAUCUAAAACUGGGGCCAGUACAGCAUUGGCCAAUAUGAUUAUUGUUGAAGAUGGAUCACACAAUGAGAUGGACGAAAAAAGAGAUGUGUUUGCGAGAGCCACUGUAAGUGGAGCUAUUGAUAUAUUGAGAAGAGAUUAUUCCAUUGGAAAAGGCUUAAAGCGUACUAUAUGGGAGCUACUUCAUACGUCCUUAUUGAGCAUCCGUGAGAAGCGUAACUUGUUUUUGAUUUGUCAGAUCUUGUACAAAGAGAUAGAUCUGUUCGUAGUUAAGAUUCCUAUUCCGAAUGUUCCUUUGAAUGAAUUGACGAAAAAGAUCGUUACGAAGAACUUGGGCAACGGAAAGGUUGUAUUUAAGAGACAGGGUAGAUUCAAGAUUCAGUUGGCAUCACAGAAACUUCUUAUUGAAAAGCCUAAGGCCAAGGAACCUAAAGUUUCUCACAAGAAGCCUGUCGACAGAACAGUGAACGAGGUAGCCCUUAAUCCUGAUGAGUCAAAGGAACCUAAAUUGAAGUUGAACCUUAGUAUCAAGCCAAGCGCUCCUCCGGCAGCUCCACCUCCAACGGAAUCUCCUACUAAGAAACAAAAGAAGCAAGCUCCAGCACCUAAAAAGCAUAUUCCGGUUGUAUCUAUUGGAACGCACAAUUCGAGAAAAUUCGAAUUGUCGUUCAAGUUCCAAGAUCACAGUUUGCCAGAGUUGAAGCCAGUGUCUGGAAUUUCAGUGAAGGUAGGUAGAAGUCAAGUGUCUGUAGACGGAGGCAAAGUAAAGUUCAACUUUAAGGGUGCUUUCAAAUCGAGGUUCAGAGAUUUGAUGGCCAAGCCACCUAAUGCACGGUAUGUUAAGAUUUUAACCAAAGAGAAGAAAGUUUUGAUAUCGUCUACGCCUUUUGAAGUUUCAAAGGAG